Plodia interpunctella (Indianmeal moth) is the source of this 2061-nucleotide messenger RNA. RefSeq names its product Annexin B10 (gene AnxB10). Bases 230 to 1201 code for a protein of 323 amino acids. The transcript has 8 exons. Gene Ontology annotation, molecular function: calcium-dependent phospholipid binding; calcium ion binding. Gene Ontology annotation, cellular component: cytoplasm. Lineage: Eukaryota; Metazoa; Arthropoda; Insecta; Lepidoptera; Pyralidae. The record is from RefSeq and is a predicted model, not a curated record.
AGAUUUUUUUUAGUUUAUUAGUGAGAUUCGUGUGUGGUGGAUGUCGACGUGUAUUCUUAGAAAAUUAUAAUUACGAGCGGUUUUCGUGCGAGAACUCUGUGACAUUAAACACGGCAACUUAUCGUUUGGCUAGCUAGACUUCUUAAUAUAAUAACACCAAAAGUGCAAAUAUUAAAGUACGACCUACUUUUCGACAAGUUUCUUCCAUCUUCCUACGUCAACAGCCAGAAUGCCUCAUCGCGAGCCAACAGUAGUGGGAAUUCAAAACUUCAAUGCAGCAGAAGAUGCCGCCACCCUUCGCGCCGCCAUGAAGGGCUUCGGCACCGAUGAGCAGACUAUCAUUGAUAUCUUGACGUCCCGCUCCAACCAGCAGCGCCAGGCCAUCGCUCAGGCAUUUACACACGAGUAUGGCAGGGACAUCAUCGAAGACCUGAAGUCUGAAUUGGGCGGGCACUUCGAAGACGUGAUCGUGGCGCUGAUGCGGCCGGCUGAGGAGUACCUCUGCAAGGAGCUGCAUCACUGCAUGGAGGGCCUGGGCACGGACGAGGCCACGCUGGUCGAGAUCCUGUGCACCAGGACCAAACCCGAGAUCGCUGCUAUUGUCGACGCUUAUGAGAGGAUGUACAACCGUCCGCUAGCCGAGCACAUGUGCUCGGAGACUUCCGGGGACUUCCGGCGACUGCUCACCCUCAUCGUCACUUCUGGCCACAAGGGGGCGCGGGACGAGGAGGCGGGCGUGGACGCGGAGCGCGCGCGUGAGGCUGCGCAGGAGUUGUUCGACGCGGGCGAGGCCAAGUGGGGCACUGAUGAGGAGAUCUUCAAUAAGAUCCUGGCGCACGAGAGUUUCGCGCAGCUGCGUCAGAUCUUCGAGGAGUACAAGAACAUCGCGGGGCGCACCAUCGAGCAGGCUAUCAAGGCAGAGAUCGGGGGCGAACUCAAAGACGCCCUCUCUGCUAUCGUGGAGUGCGUGGAGAACGCCCCGGCCUGGUUCGCUCAGAGGCUGAAUAACGCGAUGGAAGGCGCGGGCACAGAUGACAAGGCGCUCGUGCGCAUCAUCACUAGUCGCGCUGAGAUCGAUCUCGGCAGCAUCAAGCAGGAAUAUGAGCGACUGUUCGAUAAGACAUUGCUCAGUGAUCUGCAGCAGGGCGAGACCUCAGGCGACUACAAGAGGGCGCUGGUCGCGCUCCUUGGCCCGGCGUAGGAGCCCUAAAGACAUGAAGCUCCUAACCUAUGCUCUUAGUUAUAUUUUGCGUUUAUUUCCAUUGAUCCUGUUUAAAUAGAACGAUUCACGAUUUGUAUUUCUAAUUUUCGAAAGAGGCAAAUAUCAAUAUGGUGUGGCGUAUUCCAUACAAUGUUAGAAAAAAUAUCUGUAUGGCUAUUUGUUUUGUCGAGUCGAAAUGGCUAAUUUAAACGAUGUUAAAUAAAUAUUUUUUCUUGAGAUUAAGAAAUUGUGACAGGGUUAGCGGAACGCCUGAAAUCUAUAUAGACCUAUCCUUUUAUUGAGUUUUACGAUCUCAAGAGCUGGUACAUUGUAUGUUUUUCUUCCUCUCCCAUAAUCAUGGAAGUCAUUAGCGUUGUAUGUAAACAGGAUUACAGCAAGUAGUGUAGGUGUUUGUGCUAUUAUUUAGAUAGCACCUGUUUUUGAUAUUAUAUUUCUUGACUGAUUCCCAACUAUUUAUUUCUUAUUGUCAAUUCGCUAUUGGAAUAUUUGAAUGUUAUAUUAUUGAUAUAUUUACUUAUUUUAUUGUAUAGUAUGCAAGCUUGAGAAGUGAAUGUUAAUAAUAUAUUUUUACGCAUAAUUUUAUCAAAGUUGUAUAAUUGAAAAUAGUAUUUUUAUUAUUGGAUAUACUAUAAAUCUCAACAUACGAUCUGAAUCUGUUACUAGACUCGCCAUCACAGCCGUGUACAUUGUUUUAAAAACAAGUACAUUUUAAUUUAAGUACAUGUAUGCUUACACAGUGAGAUUGUUGUAGCAAAUUAAGAUAUAAAAUUCGUUGUUGCAUUCCCUUCUUAAUUGUAAGCCUUACUUUUUUGUAUUGUCUAAUAAAUAAUUUUAAGAGA